This is a messenger RNA of Venturia canescens, 3361 nucleotides long. RefSeq names its product kielin/chordin-like protein. NCBI's taxonomy places the organism in Eukaryota, Metazoa, Arthropoda, Insecta, Hymenoptera, Ichneumonidae. The coding region runs from base 2226 to 3092 and encodes 288 amino acids. The record is from RefSeq and is a predicted model, not a curated record. The transcript has 8 exons.
CUCAAGAGCCCUUAUCGACUGUCUGGUUGAAAUAUUAACAGUCGAAAAGUACAGAAAUUAACGUAUCGCUUAUGGCCACAAUGAACUACUUUAACCAUUUUUGACUGAAAAUUUAAUAUAUUUGUAAGUUAGAUAUCAAAGAGUAACCCCGAUUCGUUUCACCGUAAUUCUUUGCACAAUUUGAUAUGAAUCGUGGACUGUGGGGAUGCUUUACAAUUCCUUAUUUGUCAUUGAUCGUGAUAUUUUUUUUCGGGAUCUCGAUUCGAGUGAAAUUAUAAAAGUGUUUGAACAAGAAAAGCCUGUUAUUGAUUAAUUUUCCAUGUGUGGUUCGUUCCAUUAGUUCUAUCAGGCGAAGAAAAUAAUUUGAAUAAUCGCUUCAGAAAACGCCUGUAAAAAAUCUAAUAAUUCAUGUGAUUUUCUGGAGUUUUUCCAUGAUGGAUCAGCGAAUCCCUGAAGAAAGUCUCGAUUGGGACUCCAAACUCGGGACGUGAAUGGCCCAAUGACACACGAAUUGAGUCCCAAGUAGGACUUUUUUUCUCUCCGUUUGGUUCAAAGCGCAAGGUUUUUAUCAACAGUCCCUCGCAUGAAAAAAACUGUCGAAGUCGAAGAUCGCAUGUACAACAGUUCUCGAGUAUUACCGGCGCGAUUUACAUGAGAUCUUUGCUUCCAUUGUUCAUAUUCGCGGUUAGUGUUUCAACAAUUCAAGUGAAAACGAAACUUUUCAUUUUUAUUUCGACGAAUCUGCUCAACGGUGAAAAUAAAUGUACGGUUGUGGGAAAUACUCAUUUUUUUUUCGUCGUAAAUACAGAAACCGUUUCUCGUGCUUGAUCCCAUCGUGCCUACCACCUCCGCAGCAGAGCUUUCCUUUUUCUAGUCUUCACAUUGAAAAAAAAAAAAAAAAAAAAAACAAAUUUCUGUACACGAAAGUAAAAAUCAAAUGCAGACUUUAUUCAGUUCAAACUUUAUUUUGUUUCCAAGGAUUAUCAAUAAUGAACUUAUUCAACUCUGUAACUCAUACUAAUGUAAAUGAAAUUCGAACUCAAAAAGAGGAUACUCGUGCACUUUGCCAAGAAUGAAUUAUUAUACGAAAGCGAAUAAUAUGCUUUGGUUGAGUUCUUAGCGUGAUGUUGAGUUCACCCUGGAGAUGUGACUCUGGAAAUUCAUUAGUUUAUUAAUUUAUUUUUAGUACUAACACCGUGAACAAACUCGAUCUCACUGGGGAUUUAAUAUUUCAUCAAAAGUAACGAAUCGGUGAAAUUACAAUAUUAGGGCACUGCUAUUGUGAUUCGAGAAGCAAGUUUUGGGGUCAAGUCAGCUGGCGCAUGUUCGGUACGCUUUGUGAUAAUUAUCAUGACGGUGAUCUUCUAUCGAUCUUUUGCCUCGUUUUUUUAUGUUUUAAAAAGUGGGCUAACGAUUCCACAAGCCUCGACGCAACGAAGAUCGAUUCGGCUCACUAUUUAUCCUCUCUGUUUAUCGUGAAUAUAAUCUUCCAUGUCGAUUCCUGUGACAAGAUUAUCUCUUUGAAUAUUUGUGUGAAGAUUAAAUAUUAAUAUUAAAUAUUUAUUUGUUGUUAAGAUUAAAAAGUGGGUGAUGUUGGAACGGUUAAUGGGCACGCAUCCAUGCUCAUUUCGCAUCUUCGCAUAUAUAUGAAAACAUGUUGAUGCUGAAUUUUAUAACGAUAAUGAUAGGGCCCCUCUUGUUGCCAAGCUCGUGGUGUCAAGCCACUGUGAAAACAAACUCGUCAAUCGUGGACGAGUUUCUGUGGCGCAGCAUAUGAGUGUUAAAAUAAUGUGUAUUGAUUCGUUGUUGUAUCGAUUUUGUACUGGAGACAAAUGAAUCAAUAAGCUAGACGUUCUUUGUUAUUGUACGAGUGUUAUAAGAGAAUACCCAUAACCACUCGGGACUGUGAAUGAUCGAAUUUCAAAAACACAUACUUUUGAUUAUGAAUAACUUGAAAAAAACUUGGUCACCAUUCUACAACAUUUCUCUUCAGUCAUUGCAUGAAAUGAUGCGACAAAAAAAAAAAAAUUUCCGUGCAGCUACAAAUUUGGACGGGAAGAAUAUUGAAUGUUAAUUAUUUGAAAUGAUUUUUCACCAUUAAUAGAAACCCACACAGCGCGUUGUUGGUUCAUGUUCCUGUUUAUUUGUGAAGAUGAAACUUUAAUAAAUGAUGUUGAAAUAGGUUUGACCCGAUAAAAGUCGAGAACUUGGACUAGUUGACAAUCAUGUAUCUCCGAAACUACGGUAUCGUUUCUGCUCUCGUUGGCCUGUGCCUAAGUGGCGUACUUUCUCAAACAUCGCAAGUAUGUGAUCGAAAAAAGUGUCCCGGUCCAUUGCAUUAUUACGAGGAAAUCGGAUGCACUCCAGUUUUCGAAAAUGUCACCUCCUGUUGUCCAUCAAGUUACCAUUGCGAUAUUUGGAAAAAUGUAACACAGGAUUACUGUUUGGACCACGGUGAGGUGUAUAAUCAUCGUGAAAGCAUAUUGCGUGGUAGUUGCAGCACUUGUUACUGUUAUCGCGGUAAUAUCGUGUGUACAACCGUAGAUUGCCGCCCCAAGGUCGCUACACUAGGUUGCCGUUACCUUGAAUCGAAUGUGAGGUGUUGCAGAACUUAUGAAGUUUGUGAGAAUAGUCCUGCUGUCUGUAACGUUGAUGACAGAUCAUACAAAGCGGGAGAAACGUUCGUUCCAAUAAACGAACCGGAAAAAACUUGUACCUGCGACGAAGGAUACGAUGGCGUGAACGAUAGGCGAUUUUGUAAUUGGUUGAGACAAUUUCCCUGCCCCAAUGAGAUAACGAAUUUCGAAAACAUCCAGAAUGGUUGUGCACCGAUCUAUGAACGAGAAUCGAUGCUUUACAAUGCUUGUAGCAAGGCUCACAUAUGCCCUGAGGAAGGAAAAUACGCAAUCGAUAAGAAAUCUAACGUCGGCGCGUCAACGCUCAGUACUUCCGAGGCUGUCCUUUCAGUCCAACAGUGCCGAAUCGGAAACGUCACAUUGAACAUUGGCGACAAACUGCGUUAUGAGGGAAGAAACGUCAAGUGUAUUUGUGAAGUACCGCCAAUACCAACCUGCUAUGAAACGUCCAACUAAUGAACGUCUUGAUUUGAAAAUCGAAUGAUCGGACUGAAGAUGGCCUUCUAUCGCACUUCUGUUUCAUCUAAAAUCUAUUUUGUAAUUAUACAAUCGAGAAUUAUUGAUAAACCUGCGUCGGACAGCAAGCACUUUCGCCUGACUAAUUGAAGUGGAAACAUAAAGGAACUCCCGUAAUCCUCGUAGCCUUUACAGUACAACUGUCUUUGGAUUAAUUUAUUAUGGGAAAAUGUGUACACUGAGUCAUACUAAUUCGAAUUUUACUGGAA